GUGCCAACGGACAGACAAAGGUGCCGACAUCCGUCAACGUUUCCCGCGAAGCACACAAGGUCAAAAAUUACAGCAACACAAUGACACAUAAAGGCCCGCCUUAGUCUCUCCCCUCCUUUCCCUUCUUCUCCGCGAGAAUGUUCCCCCAGCACAAGAUGGCGGGUUCAGGGAUACGUUUCGCUCUCAGCGCACGAGGCGGCCACAUCUCAAUCCGUUUGCUCUUCUCUUACGCCUUUGACUGGCUGUUUCUCAUCGUCGUCGCUGCCAUCGCUGCCUUGCUCGGGCGGAUCGAGCCUAAAAAACGGCCAUUCUCCCUCGUCGACCCCGACAUCUCAUUUCCUUUCACAGAGCACGAGACCGUUCCUUCCUUCUUACUGCUCAUCCUCUGCGCCGUGGUCCCAAUUUGCAUCAUUGCCUAUCGUCUCCAUCAUCUUCGUGCCUGGCCCAACCGUGCCCAAAGACACUCCCAAGACAUUGAUAUGGAAGCUAAAGCUCUGGGAGCUCCACGUGGGUUGGCUGGGUCUUGCGUUAGCUCUUGUGUCAGCAUGGUUCUUCACUGAGGGUAUGAAAAACAUGUACGGCAAGCCUCGCCCUGACUUGCUCUCGCGAUGCGAACCCGACACCGAGAACGCCCAAAAAUACGUCGUUGGAGGGUUUGCCGGCGAAAGCAUGAACGGCCACCUGUUCUCGGUAGGGUUGCCUCGAGGUAAAUUACUAGGAGGUAAAUUACUAAAACCCCUAGGUAAAUGACGGUCAUAAACUCGACGUUUAUGACCGUCAUUUAUCACGUGCUUCCAAGCACUAUUUGGUGACUACGGAAA
Messenger RNA from Ilyonectria robusta, 821 nucleotides. RefSeq lists its product as uncharacterized. The record is from RefSeq and is a predicted model, not a curated record. The coding region runs from base 138 to 560 and encodes 140 amino acids. The transcript has 2 exons. NCBI's taxonomy places the organism in Eukaryota, Fungi, Ascomycota, Sordariomycetes, Hypocreales, Nectriaceae.